AUGGCAGACUUAGCAGGUCUACAAAAAUUAAUUGACAGGCAAAUGAAAAACAUCAAACGCAUCAUCGGAAAACACCUGUCCACCGACCUAAAAGGCUUCCUGAAAACACUUCAAUGCGGAUCCAUUAAAGUUACUACAAAUAAAAAUAUCAAGCUACUCACUGACCUCGCAUCUGCAAUCUCUCGGUCACCCGCCCACAAUCCCUCCCAUCUCAAACAUCUCGCCGAGGCCUUCCACGACUUCUGCCAGCCCCUCCACACUUACCUCCUCGGAGAGAUCACACGAGCCAACCUAAACAAUUCCGGCACCACCCCCAAUUACUCCGCCCGUCUAAAAAGUAUUUUCACCGCCUUUUCCACCCUCCUCCCCCAUCUCAGAGAGGCAAACAAGUACGACCACCGGGUCCCCUCCAUGCUGUCCAACCUCCGCGACGCUCUCACAGUCCUCAAGCCUGACGGCUUUUCCACGCCGAACAGUUCCACACUGGACUGCAUCACGAGCGGGCUCACGAAAUUCGCGGAUGAGCUGGACAAGGCGUACAUAUCGGUGUAUGAUGGGCAGGGGUUUGAGGGUAAGGUUGUAGAGGAGACGGGUACCGUAGAGGUUUACACCACCGGAGUGUAUCCGGUAUAUCUAUCGACCGAGUACGGAAAGAAGUGCGCCAAGGUGUUUUGCACGGCGCUCGAAAUACUGUUCCACGAUCUAUCUGAGUUGAGGGAGGAAUGCAAACGCGAUUGGAAGGAUCUGAACAUUUGUAUGCACCCCGGUGAGGACAUUGAAAAUGGCCUAGCCUCAUACCUGAAAAACUGUGGUUACGGAGUGCCAAGCAAGCAAGGCGUGCAGGACGGGGAGUUGAGGUACGGAGAAAGUUGGACUGGUGAGAGUAUACGUGCAACUCUGCUCAUCAAGCAACAUGACGCUACUCUAACGCGUACAGCAUUUAGACUUGUCUACGACACUGACGACAAGGAUGACGAGCAAAGCGCACCAACGCAUAGUGUCCUUAAGCAGCUCAUCGACUAUCUUAUACGCUUCUACCAAGUUUGUCACCACGACACCGCUACUUCAACCAAAUAUCCUUCCAAUGUCUACCAAAUGUUAACGUGGCUUAGUGGCCUACCUCACAGUACCGUAUAUGACAAAUUGUACCUUAAUGGAUUCGCUGAACUGUUCGAGAAAAAGGAUAACCAAGGGGAGAACAGUGACGGAGGCAUCACGUUCGAAAUCGGAGGUGACGGAAGCGACGGAUCUUCUAUCGCUGUUAGCACCAAAGAGGACAAUAAGUUGGAAGCAUAUCCUGUAUCCAUUACACCCGCAGGUCUUUCAGACAUCCUCACAGCAGUAUGCUCCGGCGCCCACGACGUACUUACCAGCGUACUUGGACACGGUCACGCGGGUGGUCGUUAUGCCUGUGACUUUAACACUAACCCCGAUAAAUUCUCGUACCCCGCCGACAUGGUAACGUUAGCAUGUUGGCUGUAUGAUAUCCUCAGACGCGUACACCAUCAGCUCUAUUUCUUGUACCAGCAGUGUUAUCACAACACUGAACGCAACGGGUGGGCUGAGUGCUAUUAUGGCCGGUACGUCGCUGGAUCAUCGUGGCAGUGCAACAGGAUGCAGUGCCCUGACCAAACAUGUGAGCAAAAGUGUAAGCAAACAUGUAACCAAAUACACAACCAAAAGGGUGACCAACACCCUAACUGCGGACUAAAGUCGCCGCUUCAAUCUUUCUUAGAAGAUGGUUUACAAGGGUUCUUACCGCAUAACGUCAAGUUUGAAAGGGGGAAAAUGGAAUGUUCAGUUAAAGGUCAUUUCAAUUUGCCGUGUAAAACGCCCAUGGGUUUCGGAAAUAUAAGCGACCUGGCGUCACAUACGCAGCGAGGCAGGCAUAUCUACGAAGCGCUUAAGAGACUCUGCGGAGAUGAAAGGUCUCCUCUCCCCAAGCUCUGCGGCCAACUGAGCUGUCUUUUGCCAAGCGCUCCCAAGACGCUUGACGACAUGUUCGGUUUCUAUUACCGAUUGCUCAGAGGGUGGAAUAGUAAUUACCCUAGGCGCCAGGAGCACAGAGAGACAGCUUUAGAAGGUGCUGUCAAAGAUGCCAAUUUCGGGAAUGAAGAAACCAAGCUGGACGUCACUACAAUAUUUAAAAAGAACGAUCAUGGCUCGAAGGAAAAUAUGACGCAUCUCACCGGAGAUCUCUAUGCUCUUGUCGACUGUAACGGCAUGACAUCAUCUGCUCCAUCCCAUCCAUGUGGCCGCUAUAUGCGACCGAUUUGUCAUGACAUGUGCGGUACCUUUACAAAAGAGAACGCCGACAAAUAUUUGUCGUGGAUUGUUUACUGCACCGAGACGUUCCUUCAGUUGUUGAAACAGCUGUACGAAGAAUGUGCCAAAAAUUGUGACGGGGAGAGACCUAAGUGCCGUGUCAGUAAAUGUAGGAAUGGGUGCAAAGCCUACAACCUCCCCGCAGCUGACGGCUCCACUCACAUAGAAUCCUGCAAUUCAAUUGUAAAUUGCAAGUUCAUGCGUCCCACAUUCUACAAAUAUGGCUUGGUACUUGGAGAUUGCAGAAGUCUAUCUGCCAAGACGACAAAGCGCACGUGCAAAGAUUUGUGUAUUGUAUUGAAGAGCGUGACUAACGAAAUAGAAGUGGAUGGACAUCCGCUUGCCAAAUUGGUCCAUGUUACUAUUCCCCAAUUCAUCUUCACCAUACGCGCCCCCUUCAUCUGGCUCAACGUCGCGCUCUGGCUCCUCUCUCUCCUCUACCUCACCCACAUCAUGGUCAUCCGCCUCGACCUCCUCCACAUCAAGUCACACUUACACUCACCCUCAUCACAUCGCAUAGCUGCUCAAUCACUACUCGCCGCUGCACGUGUUAACAAGCUUAACAGAGUGUUUUACCUGCAACCAUAA
Messenger RNA from Babesia bigemina, 2913 nucleotides. RefSeq lists its product as hypothetical. Bases 1 to 2913 code for a protein of 970 amino acids. The record is from RefSeq and is a predicted model, not a curated record. NCBI's taxonomy places the organism in Eukaryota, Apicomplexa, Aconoidasida, Piroplasmida, Babesiidae. The transcript has a single exon.